Molecule: messenger RNA, 5097 nt
Organism: Medioppia subpectinata
Lineage: Eukaryota; Metazoa; Arthropoda; Arachnida; Sarcoptiformes; Oppiidae
Source: the annotation of a GenBank genome assembly
UUCUCGUUAGUCAUCUCCGGUUUGACUAAAAUCUUGCAUUCAGUCAAUGAUAUGAGAGCCCAAACUCACGGACAAAUCCAACCGGAAUUUGAGCGAAACUUUUACGAAUCGCAACUAAUAGUUUUGGACACUCUUGAGAAGUGUCUCAGUUCUCAACCUAAAGAGACCACACGUUUCGACGAAGCUAUGAAUGUUAAGGCAUUGCUUAGAGAGUUAUGUCAGUUUAUUGAUAUUCCGAAUGAGAACCCAAUGGCAGCACAACUUAAAAUUCUUGCAUCAAAAGUGUUGUUUGCGUUAAGUCUUAAUAACUUUAACGCUGUCUUCAGUCGUAUAUCUGCGAGUUUGUUAUUACUUCUCUUAGGUCUGAAAUAUCUGUAUCUCGAUUAUGUUUUCCGGAGUCUUCGGAAAAGCGCUCAUUUGGUUCUAAUGACGAGUUUGGAAAAAGCCAUCUGGAAUUGGAUGGACACAUAUCCUCAAGAGUUUAUGGAAUUGCAGAGAAAACCAAACGAAGAAUUGGCCGAUUGUUGCGAUCGUCUCUUUGAACUGUUGGACAAUUUUGCCGAAAAUAAUAACAAACGUCGCGCCACUGUAUGGCCGCUACAGAUCAUGCUUUUAGUGCAAACAGGAUUUUAUAACCUUCUCUAUCACUUGCGGCUAAGACCGCGAGGGACAAGAGGAGUGUCAAGAUCAUUGCAGUUGACAGAAGCGGCUGCAGUCACUUGCGUUAAGCUCUGCAAAGCCUCCACUUAUAUCAAUAUAUUGGACUCCAAUAAUGUGGUCUUCGCUUUGGUUCAAUCAGUGAUAAACGAUCUGAAAGUUUUGUUGUUUAACUCAAAGCCAUUUAUUAGAAGUCAAUCUAAUAUCAAUCAAGACGUGGAUCUAAUGAUUGACUGUUUUGUCUCAGUUUUCCGAAUAACUCCGCAUAAUAACGAAGCCCUAAAAGUAUGUCUGAACCCAAACUCUCCAUCGAUGUAUCACUUUGUACUCGUCUGUUCAUUAUAUCGAAUCGUAACCCAACCUCGACUCGUUUGGUGGCCACUCAUUGACAUAGUCUAUAGUAAGGCACCGGAGCUGAGAAUCAUGUUUACCGAUACUCUAACUAAAGUGACCCAGGGUUGUAUUACACACACCCCUCUCAAAAUGAUUCAGGUAUUAUUACACACCACUUAUGACACAACACUUCUUAACACUUAUUCUGAAAAUUUGCUCUUUUCUUGCAUUCAUUUCUCACUCAUUUUCAAACCAAUCCAUAGCUCUAGCUUUACAUUGAAAGACAAGGUCUCGACUCUUAAGUUCAAAGAGAAGACCACUGAAGAAGGAUUGAGUUAUAAGAAUCUUCUCCUAUGGAUGGUUCGUCUGAUUCACGCGAACCCAAUGCUAAUGCUUAACAAUCAGGGAAAGGCAGGCCAUGAGAUCCAGAGCAGUACACUAGAGCUGAUCAAUGGUUUGGUAUCACUGGUUCAUCAGCCGUCGAUGCCUGACGUCGCACAGGAAGCCAUGGAAGCACUGCUUGUCCUCCAUCUGCCCGACAACAUAGAGAUGUGGAACCCGGAGGCGCCCAUCAAUACAUUCUGGGACGUGUCCUCUCAGGUCCUGUUCUCCAUAUCACAGAAACUAAUCCAACACCAGAUCUUAAACUAUACAGAAAUCCUUAAGUGGUUGCGAGAAGUGUUGAAAUUCAGAAACGCAUUCCUUCAGCGACACAAAGAGUACGCAAAUCUCGGCUCUCAUAUAGCGAUCUGCAAACAGGCGCACAUCAAACUCGAGGUCGUUUUCUUCAUGUACUUAUGGUCUAUAGAUAUUGACUCGGUUUUGGUGGCCAUGUCUUGCUUUGCACUUCUGUGCGAAGAGGCAGACAUCCGGUGCGGUCAGGACGACCUGACGGCCACAUACCUGUUGCCCAAUUAUCACGUGUACCAAGAAUUGGCCAUUUCUAGCAAUAUCUUGACCACUGGUCGCGCGGCCCUUCAGAAGAGGAUUAUGGGUUUAUUACGAAAGAUUGAAUAUUGCACUCAAGGGUGCUCUCAGGCCUGGGAAGACACGUUCAUGAAUUGGGACGCAGCCACUAAGCUGUUGGUCAGUUAUCCAAAGGCCAAACUCGAUGUCGCUGAGGGACAGAUCGAUGGCUUUCACCGAACGGUCAGCAAAAGACGUGCUUCGCAUCAGAGCACUGAUCACGAACUCGAAGACCAGAUCAACGAAUGGGCGAAUAUGACGGGAUUCCUGUGCGCUUUGGGAGGCGUGUGUUUACAGCGCAAGUCUCCCUCCGCUAAGUCUAAUAUCGCGGUCUCUUUGUUGUUGGACUCGAGCCGAAAGGGCUCAAUGUUGAGCGCAGCUCAAGACUCACUCCAAUACUGUCCGGUCACACAAUUUGUGGGUCAAGUGCUUAAACUGCUCGUCUGUCACAACGAGAAAUUCGGAACACAAAUCCAGAAACACGUGAAAGAACUCGUGGCUCAUGAGAUCAGUCCUACGCUAUACCCCAUACUCUUUGAUCAAAUCAAAGUUCUGGUCGAGAAGUUCUUCGACUCCAUCUCCGGUCAAGUGAUGUUGACUGAAACGAGCACUCAAUUCAUUGAACACAUCAUUUUCAUAAUGAAGAGUGUGUUUGAGAACAAAGUAGAGCACACGACCGAACACUUGGGCCUCACCAGCAUUGAGAUCAUGAUGUUAGCCAUCGUUCGCUAUGUCCGACACCUCGACUCCAAUAACGUUCACUACAUCCACAUCAAGACCAAAGUGUGUCAAUUGGUUGAGGCAAUGAUGACCAGAAGGGAUGACCUCUCCUUCAGACAAGAAAUGAAGUUUAGGAACAAAUUAGUGGAAUAUCUGACGGAUUGGGUUAUGGGUAACUCACAUCAGAUGCAACCCCCGGGCUCUACAGACUUGACUCCACUGUUGCGCGAUUUGGAUCAGUCUUGUAUGCAAGCGGUGGCCGCUCUGCUCAGGAGUUUACCCCUUCAGCCCGAAGAGAGCGAUAGAGGAGACCUAAUGGAAGCUAAAUCUCAACUCUUUCUCAAAUAUUUCUCACUAUUUAUGAAUCUUCUGAAUGAGUGCAGUGAAGCCCUUCCCACCGAAGAGUCAGUUGUGGCCAACGCUAAUGACGUGAACUCCCGAUACGCGCGACUACAGGCCUGUAAACUGAGUGAACUCAGAACCUGUACUAUUCAGGCCAUGUCUAACUUAUUGAGCGCUAAUAUAGACUCCGGACUAAUGCACUCAAUAGGGUUGGGAUAUCAUAAGGAUCUGCAAACUCGGGCCGCCUUUAUGGAGGUGUUGACUAAAAUCCUACAACAGGGCACUGAGUUUGAUAUGUUGGCCGAGACUGUGUUGGCCGACCGUUACGAGCAAUUGGUCCAAUUGGUGACAAUGAUUGGAGACAAAGGCGAACUCCCCAUCGCUAUGGCUUUGGCCACUGUUGUCAUCACUCCUCAAAUGGAUGAAUUGGCCCGAGUUUUCGUCACUCUCUUUGACGCCAAACAUCUCUUGUCUCCUCUUUUAUGGAAUAUGUUUUACAAAGAGGUGGAAGUAUCUGAUUGUAUGACUACACUAUUCCGUGGCAACAGUUUGGGCUCAAAGAUCAUGGCUUUCUGUUUCAAAAUAUACGGCACUUCUUAUCUGAAAGCACUGUUGGAACCAUUAAUUAAGCCAUUAGUGACAGAACUGAUAUCAAAUAAUCUGAGUUAUGAAGUGGACUCCGCACGGCUUGAAGAGGGGGAGGAAGUGGAGGCCAAUCGCCAUAACUUACUUGUUCUCACACAACGCGUGUUUAACGCUAUAAUCUUGUCGUCCGACAGCUUUCCCUCGCAGUUACGAUCGAUGUGUCACUGUUUAUAUCAAGUCCUUAACAAACGGUUCCCUAACUUUCCACACAACACGAGUGCCGUCGGGACUGUUAUAUUCCUCAGGUUUAUAAACCCGGCGAUUGUCUCUCCCUAUGAGAUGGGAAUCGUUGACAAACAGCCCAUUUCUAAGAUCAAGAGAGGACUGAUGCUUAUGUCGAAAAUACUGCAAAACAUAGCAAAUCACGUGGAAUUCAGUAAAGAGCAACACAUGCUUCCGUUCAAUGACUUCUUGAGGUCUAACUUUGAAGCGGGUCGUCGUUGGGUCGUACAGAUCACUAGCGAUUGCGAGACAGUUGACCAUCAGGCCGGCCAUAACCUGUCGUUCAUCAGCGAUGCCAACGUUCACGCAUUGCAUCGGCUGUUGUGGAACCAUCAGGAGAAGAUCGGCGACUAUCUCUCCAGUUCUAGAGACCAUAAGGCGGUCGGCAGACGUCCUUUCGACAAAAUGGCAACUCUUUUGGCAUAUUUAGGUCCUCCCGAACACAAGACUAUUAGUGACAGUCAAUGGAAUUCAAUGGAUAUGACGUCCACUAAAUUCGAGGAAAUCAUGUCUAAGCAUAAUAUGCAUGAAAAGGACGAAUUCAAGUCUAUUAAGUCGUUAAACAUUUUCUAUAUGGCGGGCACUUCGAGGGCCGGGAAUCCCGUCUUUUAUUAUAUCGGCCGACGAUAUAAAAUCGGCGAAACAAAUGGCGAUUUACUUAUAUAUCACGUUAUCUUAACGUUGAAACCAUUUUGUCACAAACCAUUUGAAGUGGUCAUUGACUUCACGCAUACCGGCGCUGAUAACAGAUUUCGAACUGAAUUUCUGCAAAAAUGGUUUGUAGUGUUGCCAGAAGUCGCUUACGAGAAAAUAGUGGCCACAUAUAUAUACAACUGUAAUUCAUGGGUUCGCGAGUACUCUAAAUAUCACGACAGACUUCUCAUGCCUUUGAGAGGCAAUCGAAAGCUUAUAUUUAUAGACACACCUCAAAGACUCGGCGAUUACAUAGACGUCGAUCAGCAACGCCUUCCCGGCGCCACUCUUUCUCUUGAAGAAGACCUGAAAGUAUUUAAUAAUGCUCUGAAACUAUCGCAUAAAGACACAAAAGUGGCCAUAAAAGUAGGUCCCAGUGCUAUACAAAUCACAUCGGCUGAGAAGACCAAAGUGUUAAGUCAUUCAGUAUUGCUUAAUGACGUGUAUUAUGCGUCCGAAAUAGAAGAAGUAUGUCUUGUGGACGACAAUCAGUUCACACUAACCAUUUCCAACGAGAGC